Molecule: messenger RNA, 2601 nt
Organism: Acanthopagrus latus (yellowfin seabream)
Lineage: Eukaryota; Metazoa; Chordata; Actinopteri; Spariformes; Sparidae
Gene: wdr91
Product: WD repeat domain 91
Exons: 18
Coding region: 95-2410 (771 amino acids)
Biological process (GO): early endosome to late endosome transport
Cellular component (GO): late endosome membrane; extrinsic component of endosome membrane; early endosome membrane
Molecular function (GO): phosphatidylinositol 3-kinase regulator activity; protein binding
Source: RefSeq, a predicted model, not a curated record
UUGCCAUCACGUUCACAGCAUAGUAUGAUCAUGUUGACCGCCAGAGGGCGCUCAGGAGUCACGCUGGCUGUCGACGUCACACGGAAGUCUUCACAUGACUGUCAGUGGACGAACACAAGAGGAAGAGAGUGUUUGUCUUUGUUGUGAGGUCACCAUGGGGUCUGCAGUGGAGAGGACAGACGAACACGUGAGAGAAUAUCUGAUCUACCGCGGCUUUACUAACACUUUGAAACAUCUGGACAGUGACAUCAAAACUGACAAGGAGAAAGGCUUCAGGGUGGAUAAGAUCAUUGACCAACUGCAGCAGUUUGUCCAGAACUUCGACCUGUUUGGUUUGAAGGAGUACUGGCUUUACCUGGAUAGACGUCUGUUCUGCAGACUGGAAGAUGUCUACAGAUCCACUGUCAACAAACUGAGAACCAGUCUGUACAGAUACUACAUCAUCAACACCAUCCAGAGAGGAAACCUGGAGAAAACUCAGGAGUUUUUCCAGAAGCAGGCACUGGAGCUGCAGGGCCAGGCUGAGUGGCGUGAUUGGUUCAUCCUGCCAUUUAUACCUGCCCCUGAGCAGAACCCCACCUUCUCUCCAUACUUCUCCCGUCAGUGGGCUGACACCUUCCUGGUUUCAUUGCACAACUUCCUGUCUGUCCUCUUCCAGUGUAUGCCCCAGCCAGUCUUGCUGAGUUUUGAUGCUGAAGUUCAGAAGGCAACCAGCCUGACAGAAGAGAAUGAACAGCUCCGCCAGCUGCUGUUUGCUCUGCAGACAGAGAGUCGGGACCAGAGAGCUAGAGAUGAGAUGGUCCACCACAAGCUGCCGGUAUACGUCCAGAACAUGGACCGCCUUGGAGACACUGAGCUGGACUUGGUGUCGAGCCAGCGUGCCGUUAGCACUGCCACCACUCCAUCCAGAAACUUCUUCUCUACAUUCCUACCACAGGGUAGACGCACCCCUGUGAAACCGCCUCAGAUCACCACUGGGACCUCGCCAGGCCAGGUAGCAGUGGGCAGAAAGGACCCAACAACCAAUCUGCCUUCAAAGUCAAAGGAGGCAGUCCAACCCAAGGAGGUGAAGCCAGUUUCCAGCCAGGCUUCAACCAGUGAACCUGGAAGCUCCCAGUCCCAACAGGCAACAAACCAGUCAACAAACCAGCCGACAAACCAAAGACACAAGAGGAUCCAGGAUCAUGAGAAGGAGAGGAAAGAGCUGUUCUCCAAACCACCAUCACAGACACUUGAGAAAAAGGGGGAGGCGGCAGAAGUAGAGCCCACUGUCGAGACCUCCGGUGACACUCCUGACUCCCCCUCUUCAAAUAACAAGAGCUGUGGAGGAGGAUCAGAGGGUGGAGAUCUGUCAGCAGAACAGCCUUUUAUCAAACUCAGCCAGGAAGAGUAUGGAGAACACCACUCUUCCAUCAUGCAUUGCAGGGUUGACUGUUCUGGUCGUCGGGUUGCCAGUUUGGAUGUAGAUGGGGUCAUCAAGGUAUGGUCCUUCAACCCAAUCAUGCAGACCAAAGCCACCAUCAUGUCUAAGUCCCCUCUGCUGUCUCUGGAAUGGGCCACCAAACCUGACAGACUGUUAUUACUAGGCAGCGGUGUUGGCACAGUGCGACUGUAUGAUACGGACGCCAAGAAAAAUCUCUAUGAGAUGAACAUUGACGAAACACAUCCACGUAUCUUGUCUCUAGCCUGCAGUCCCAGCGGUUCGUCAUUUGUCUGUUCAGCUGCAGCUCUCAGUGGUUCUGGGAGCUCCGAUUCUGUUCCUCGACUUCCUUUCCCUGUGUCUGGACAGCUGCUGCUCUGGGACACCAAGACUGUCAAACAACAGCUCCAGUUCUCUUUAGAACCUGAACCAGUAGCCAUUAACUGCACAGCCUUCAACCACAAUGGAAAUCUACUGGUGACCGGAGCUGCUGAUGGAGUCAUCAGACUGUUUGACAUGCAGCGGUAUGAGAGUGCUAUGAGCUGGAGAGCUCAUGAUGGGGAAGUUUACAGUGUGGAGUUUAGCUACGAUGAAAACACUGUCUUCAGCAUCGGUGAAGAUGGAAAGUUCAUCCAGUGGAACAUCCAUCGGUGUGGAGUGAAGCAGUCAGAGCAGGUUUUACCUCAGGACGCCACCGGGCCCUUUGUCCUGUCAGGGUACAGUGGAUACAAACAGGUUCAGGUUCCUCGAGGUCGACUCUUCGCCUUUGACUCUGAAGGACAACAUGUCCUCACUUGUUCCAGCACCGGAGGACUCGUAUCCAGACUGACCGGUGGAGAGCAAGCUCUGGAGAGCGUGCUGUCACUGGGUGGGCACAAAGCACCGGUGGUAACAGUUGACUGGUGCUCGGCGGUGGACUGCGGCACCUGCCUGACUGCCUCCAUGGACGGGAAGAUCAAACUGAGCACGCUUCUGGCACAGAAGUCCUGACUGAAGACACUUCAGGGGUCAGGUCAUCCAGGUUUACAAUAAAUUGAUUCAGUGUGUUCAAUCACUGUUGGAGAUUAUUCUAGAAUCUGAUGAAUACAGUAUGUCAUCUGCGUCAUGAACUGAUACAGAAAGUGAAAACCCACCCACCUGUUAUAAAUUCAUAUUAACAUUAAAAUUCCACUGAAAGUUAA